UUUACUUAGUUUAGAAUAAUCCACCCCCCUCACGAAUGGUACAGUCCGGGUCUGGAAUGUUCUUUGUAGAGUGACCUUGAGUGAAUACACAUGCAGGACUGACUCGUGAGUAUGUGUGUCAGCGUGUUUAUUGGACAUCCAUGUAUAUCCCUAAGUUAAGAGGGAGCAGGAAGUCAGAUUAACAAAUGGUAGCAGAGGGUGCAACUCUAGACAGUUAGAGUCAACGGUCCGGGUCGACAGUGCCCGAUUUCUCGGACGUUUUCUGUGCACCGGCUUCGAAGACGACCUUUCCAAGAUGGCGACGUGUGAACGGACUCGUCUCCCACUCUUCGAUCUUACUCUUAAAACUUACGAGCAAUACAGAUUUGAAAUCCAGUGUUGGAACCAGGUCACAAAGAUUCCCAAGAAACAACGUGGCAUCGAGAUCCUUCUCAGUCUUCCCGAAGGGCCGAAGGAUGAGUUUGGGACAAGGGAAUUCCUCUCCUCCCGGCUUGCCAUGGAGGACCUGACGGCCGAGGACGGCUAUGACAAAGUUCUCGCCAAACUGGAUGAACAUCUCCGGCGUGACGAUAUGGGAAGAUUAUGGGAAUCCUUUGUGAACUUUGACAAGUUUCAACGUACCAAGGACAUGUCGGUGAGUGAAUAUAUAUCCCGAUUUGACAUUCUAUAUCAUCAGCUAAACAAGACGGGAGACGUGACCCUCCCCGCAAGUGUAUUGGGAUUAUUGCUUAUCCGCCGGGCGAAUCUCACCCCUGAUGAAUCGAAACUGGUUCUCACCGGUCUGGAUUAUACAAAGGAGGACACGACGCUUUUUGUCCAAGCCAAAGCCUCUUUGCGCAAAUUUUCGGACAGUCUUGUAGCGCCCUGUACGUUAGCCUCCAGUUCGGAUAUGGGUGCUUUUUCGAUGCCUCGUGUCAAACAAGAGAUCGUGAACGUGGCAGACCGGGUUCCAGACCGGGAGGUGUACCAGACCGCCCGUGGGGGGUUCACAAAAUGGAGUCGGAAGCCAAAUAAAAACAAGUCAGUCGGGAGGGGUCAGAGUGUACAAAAUGGCGGCGCCCAUGCCACCCGUGACUCUAGGUCAGGGGGUCAGAGGUCGGCUAGACGGGAUUCUGGAUUUAACCCCAAAUCAAGAAAUGGGGACUAUCUUCGCUGCUAUGACUGCGGUUCGAUCAAACAUUUGCUCGACUCCUGCCCACAUGCACAGGUACAGAAAGCGAAUCUGACAGAGAAUGACGCAGAGUUCGCAGAAGAUCCACAGUUUGCAGUAUUGUUUACAGGUGCUUCGAAGUGCCUUAUGUCAGAACUGUCAACAGAGGCGUCACUUUGUGCUGUUCUCGAUUCGGCCUGUUCUUCCACUGUCUGUGGCCUUUCCUGGUUGAAGAAAUAUCUAUCUGCUUUAGGGGAGAAAGAUCUAAAGCAUGUCCAACAGGAGGCCAGCUCCAACGUGUUUAAGUUUGGCGGGGGCGAGAAAUUGGUUUCUUUGGGCAAAUAUCGUAUUCCUGCCAAACUGGCUAACAACGAUGUCCUGAUUGUCACGGAUGUUGUAGACAGUGACAUUCCGCUCCUCAUGUCCCUCGAUGCUAUGAAGAAGGCUGACAUUGUGUUACACACGCGUGAAGACAGGGCCACCAUCUUUGGUAAAAAUGUCAACCUCAAUCUGACCACCUCAGGUCACUACUGUGUGUCCUUAGUACGUGAUCCUAAUAUCGAGGUCAGCGAGGUGUUGCAAGUAGACCUGGGAGAGGAUGUGUCCCAGACGAAGACAAAAUUGCUCCAUCUACAUCGCCAGUUUGCCCAUCCCAAUGCCGAGAAGCUGACUCAGCUGCUCAAGGGUGCAAAUUCGUGGCGAAGUCAUUAUGCAGCCAUUCUGCAGGAGAUAUGUGAAAGCUGUGAUGUAUGUAAGCGGUUUAAGAGAGGGCUGGCUCGGCCAGUGGCAGCUUUACCCAAAUCCACCAGGUUCAACCAAGUCGUGGCUAUGGACCUAAAGAAGUGGCGUUCGCAAUAUCUGUUGUAUUUCGUGGAUGAGUUUUCGCGGCUGACUGUAGCAAAACGGAUCGCUCGAAAACAUCCCAAAGAGGUGGUAGAUGCCUUUAUGGGGCUCUGGAUGGCCUGUGGAUACGGCAUCCCGGAACAAAUCAUGGUGGAUAAUGGAGGGGAAUUCACAGCCGAGGAAAUCCUGGAGUUCAGCAGUAGGCUGAACAUAAAAGUGAAUACCACUGCGGGACAUUCACCUUUCUCCAAUGGUGUGUGUGAACGUAACCAUGCAGUGAUGGACGUCAUGCUGGAAAAGUUGGUUUAUGAGAACCCCAAAACACCCAUCGAUCAGCUCAUUGCAUGGGCAUGUACAGCUAAGAAUGCCAUGUGUAUGUUUGCUGGAUAUUCUCCAUAUCAAAUCGUGUUUGGUAGAAAUCCGGUGUUGCCCGGUUUUGAGACGCAUCCUCCGUCUACAAACGACAUUGAAGGUGACAUCCUGCUGAAACAUCUGACAGCUCUUGCCGCAGCCAGAAGAGCAUUCACAGAAGCAGAGUCCUCUGAACGAGUACGCCGAGCUUUACGCCACAAAAUUAGAAUUGCCGAACGUCACUAUGCUCCAAACGACCAUGUGUACUACAAGAGAGAUGAUUCAUCAGAAUGGUUUGGCCCAGCAAAGGUUGUAGUUCAGGAUGGCAAAAUUGUUUUCCUCCGACAUGGCGCAUAUGUGAUUCGGGUCCAUGUCAAUAGAGUGGUCUUGUCGGGUCAGGAAUAUGAGAAACAAACCCCCACGGCCGUGGGGACAUCUCCACCUGCAGUGAAUGAUCCCACAACAGAUGAUAAUGGGCAGGAACGUCAGAAUUGGACCUUUCCCAAGACUGUAGAUGACGUGGGUGACCACAGAGGUUUCCACGGUGCGGGUCAGACAUAUGAUCCAGAUGAGAGACGCGCAGGUGAACAAGGUGGUGCGGAAUCCUGGAAACGUGAUGAGCACGGCAGACUGUACAGUGUUCCCACUGGAGACUCCGAGUCACCCGACGUGUUGUGUGUGAGUACAGGCAAUGUAGUGCUCCACACAAAACGGGUAGACAUCAAUGUCCAAAGGGCCAGAAAUGAAGAACUGCAAAAACUGAAAGAUUUUGAGACUUUUGAAGUCGUAGAUGACGCUGGGCAAGAACGCAUAUCAACCAGGUGGGUUGAUACCAUUAAAGAAGAUGGCUCGCGGAAAUCGCGUUUGGUAGCGAGAGGCUUUGAAGAGCAUGAUCAUAUCCAGAGUGAUAGCCCCACCAUCAGUAAGUCAGUGUUAAGGGUGUUCAUAGUACUAUGUCAUAUGUAUGGAUGGACUGUAAAGACUAUGGACAUCAAGUCUGCUUUCCUCCAAGGAGAAACGCUCAGUCGUGAGGUCCUUGUUCAACCUCCUCGCGGGUAUGAAAUGGUGGGUAAGCUAUGGAAACUCCGGAAAUGCCUGUAUGGCCUCAAUGAUGCUGCUCGGGCGUUCUACAUGUCAGUGAAGCACACACUCCUACAGCUAGGGUGUCAAACCUCGGAUUUGGAGCCUGCCAUGUUCCUGUAUCAAGUAAAUGGGACCUUACGCGGGUUCAUCCUGACUCACGUGGAUGAUUUCCUAUACGGGGGUGAUGACUUAUUUGAGGACAAGAUCAUCAAGCCACUUUCCGCGAAGUAUCACACCAGUAGACUGGAAUCCGGAACCUUCAGAUAUGUGGGCAUCAACAUUGUUCAGGGAACUGACAAGGUAGUUCUACACCAAAAUGACUACCUCCAGGGUUUGUCUGACGAUGACUUACCCACCCCUACGCGUGAAAGUGACAGAGAUCUCAACAGUGUAGAAUAUUCCCUAUUCCGCUCACUGGUUGGCAAAUUGAACUGGUUGUCAAAUGGUACGCGACCAGAGAUGUCAUUCAAGACAAUUGAUUUGUCUACAAAGUUUGCACAUGCCACAACCGCCCACCUGAGGGAUGCAGUCAAGACUGUAAAGAAGCUCCAGGUAUCAGAGGGACACUUGGUGUAUCCGAGACUUCAUGGCUUUCAGGAUGUAGGCCUGACAGUUUUCGCUGACGCAAGCCUGGCUAACCUUCAGAAUAGCGGUAGCUGUGGGGGCCACUUAAUCUUCAUGUCUGACUCCUACGGGAAAUGUGCCCUUGUAGCCUGGCACAGCGGCAGGAUUAAAAGGGUGUGCCGAAGCACCCUGGCAGCGGAAACCCUUGCAAUGGCGAAUGCGCUUGAAGAAGCGGUCUAUCUUCGGGAGAUCCUGCAAACAAGCACCGCGACAAAUGUGCCUAUAACCGCCAUCUCGGACAAUAAAAGUCUGGUCCAGGCAGUUGCGUCCACAAGCCUUGUACUGGAGAAGCGUCUGCGAAUUGAGGUUUCUACAAUCAAAGAACUCGUGGAACUAUCCAAUGUAACCCUGAAAUGGGUACCGGGAAGUCAUCAGUUGGCAGAUGUUCUGACCAAGAAAGGGGUCACUGCCGACUCUUUGCUAACUGUUAUCACCACGGGUAACAUGAUCAAGUUGCCAUAGAACUUUUGCAUGCAAACAACCAACAAAACCAAAAGUGAGGACACUAGUGAAGAUACUUUCUAGCUAUGUAAUCACCAGAGGGUGAACAGACAUUAGAGGAAGGACAGUGAAGUUUAAUGGGUAAGAGACUUGGCAAGAAGUCUACAAGUAGAGGAAGGACAGUGAAGUUUAAUAUGCAAGAGACUUGGUAAGAAAGCUACAGUCACUGUAUUACGCUGUUGUGAAGAUAGUGAAGUUUAAUGUGUAAGAGACUUGGCAAGAAGUCUACAAAUACAAGUAUCGCAUUACGCUGUUGUGAAGAUAGUGAAGUUUAAUGUGUAAGAGACUUGGCAAGAAGUCUACAAGUAUCGCAUUACACUGUUGUGAAGAUAGUGAAGUUUAAUGUGUAAGAGACUUGGCAAGAAGUCUACAAGUAUCGCAUUACACUGUUGUGAAGAUAGUGAAGUUUAAUGUGUAAGAGACUUGGCAAGAAGUCUACAAGUAUCGCAUUACACUGUUGUGAAGAUAGUGAAGUUUAAUGACUUGGCAAGAAGUCCACAGGCAUUGUUAUGUAAAUCUGAUGUUGAAGUUGAGAAAACAGUUAAUGUUUGUAACAAACUUCAUCUACCACUUUAUGUAGUUCAUGUAGUUUACUUAAUGUAGUAAGAACGUUUUAUGUAUCUACUUUGUUAUAAAGUUAUCUAGUCUCUGUAGAACGCAGCCUUUAAAUACAGUUGAUGUAACUUUGUAGUCAUGUAACCUCUAUAGUUCUAAAUAUAGUUCUAUAUGCUCUAUAGUUCUUUAGACAAUGUUAAAAAUAUUUGGUAGACUUCAAUGUUUCAACUUAUGUAACGUCAUCUAGAGUAGAAAAGAAGAAAAAGGGGGAAUGUUAGUUUACUUAGUUUAGAAUAAUCCACCCCCCUCACGAAUGGUACAGUCCGGGUCUGGAAUGUUCUUUGUAGAGUGACCUUGAGUGAAUACACAUGCAGGACUGACUCGUGA
This is a messenger RNA of Branchiostoma floridae (Florida lancelet), 5494 nucleotides long. RefSeq lists its product as uncharacterized. The coding region runs from base 296 to 4513 and encodes 1405 amino acids. The transcript has a single exon. The record is from RefSeq and is a predicted model, not a curated record. Gene Ontology annotation, biological process: DNA integration. NCBI's taxonomy places the organism in Eukaryota, Metazoa, Chordata, Leptocardii, Amphioxiformes, Branchiostomatidae. Gene Ontology annotation, molecular function: nucleic acid binding.